AUGGCUCUUUGGAUGGAGGCGGGUUCGGAACCCAAAACCCAUAAUGAAAUAGCUGACCUUGAAGCCAUAUCUGCCCUAAAAGAGUCUGCUGCUGUUGAAUUUAAGGAAAAGGGUAAUGAGUAUGUGAAAAGUGGCAAAAAGCACUAUUUGGAUGCUAUUGAUUGUUACACCAGAGCUAUAAAUCAGAAGGCUUUAAGCAAUUCAGAGAACUCUAUUGUUUAUUCAAAUAGAGCUCAUGUCAAUCUGCUCCUGGGAAAUUACAGACGUGCUCUCCAGGAUGCCGAGGAGGCAAUCAGACUCUGUCCAACAAACGUUAAGGCACUUUACAGAGCAGUCAAAGCAUCACUGUCACUGGAUUUGUUGAAUGAAGCGAAGUCAUACUGUGAAAAAGGCCUUGACCAAUCGCCAGAUAACGAAGAAUUGAAGAAGCUAGCCAAGCAAAUUGAUCUAAAGAUGUCAGUACACGAACAGCGCCAAGCUGAAAUUUCCAAGGCUGUGGAAGCAGCAGAGGGCCUUGUCUCCGCUUUUGAGCAUAGAGGACUACGAAUUGGGAAGGCAAUGUAUCAAGAACUCACUGGACUUAAAAAGCCAAUUCUAGACAAAAACAAUAUUCUUCAUUGGCCUGUUAUCCUUCUUUAUGCAGAGGUUAUGUCCAGUGACAUCAUUGAGGAUUUUUGUGAGACUGACAUGUUUUCAGCUCAUCUCGACAUGAUAUCCUUGGAUGAUUGCCCUCCUUUAUCCUGGGAUACAGGAAAAGCUUACUCUCGAGGCGCUAUUGAGUUGUACUAUGAGGCUGGUUCUGGAGUUUGUUUAUCCAAGAAAAAAGUCAUCCAAUCUCUCUUAGAAGGUACAGCUGCUUCUCAUCUGGAAAACGUUGACAGUGAAGAUAAAGAUGUCACUCUUGGUUCAGUCGUUAGAGGCACUGAUUCUAAGUGGGUUAGAGUCAACGAGAAGAGAACUCUUCAUGACGUUCUAAAAGAUCCUAAUAUGAUUAUUCCUGGAAUUCCUGUUUUUUUCGCCGUUUCUAGGAAAUCCAGCUUCUACAAAGAUUUCAAGUCUGGAAAUUGGGCUCCGCCAGAGAUUGCAUAA
This is a messenger RNA of Fraxinus pennsylvanica, 1089 nucleotides long. NCBI's taxonomy places the organism in Eukaryota, Viridiplantae, Streptophyta, Magnoliopsida, Lamiales, Oleaceae. The record is from the annotation of a GenBank genome assembly.